AUGUCUCCAAAGACUGGCACGAUUCUCGUCACCGGAGGGUGCGGCUACGUCGGUUCCCACACCGUCCUCAGUCUCCUCGAGUCCGGGUACAAGGUCAUUGUCCUCGACAAUCUCUCCAACACUUCCAGCUCCGCCGAGCCAGCCGUCACCCCCGAGGCCCUCAAGCGCGUCCAGAAGAUCCUUUCCACAGACGAGCCCAUUCCAUUCUACGCUGUCGACAUCACCGACAAGCCCGCGCUUGUCCGAAUCUUUGAGUCCCACCCUGACAUUUCCGCCGUCAUCCACUGUGCAGGUCUGAAAUCCGUGGGCGAAUCCGGUCGCAGACCCCUGGAUUACUACAAUGUCAAUAUCGCAGGCACCGUCAAUUUGUUACAGGUCAUGGAAGACUUUGAUGUCCGUCGGAUGGUCUUCUCGAGUUCCGCAACUGUCUAUGGCGACCCACCCAAGAUCCCGAUCCCAGAAACUUCCCCGAUCGUCGCCUCCAUGAGUACCUAUGGGCGGACAAAAGUAUUUUUGGAACACAUCAUCAAGGAUUUCUAUCGAUGGAGCGCCACCUUGCUGAGAUACUUUAACCCUGCAGGAGCACACCCCAGUGGCAUUAUGGGUGAGGAUCCGCAGGGAAUUCCCAAUAACCUGAUGCCGUACCUCGCCCAGGUUGCUGUGGGAAACCUGGAGAAGCUAACAGUCUUUGGACAGGAUUAUCCAACCAAGGAUGGCACCUGCAUUCGCGACUACUUGCAUGUGGUUGACUGCGCUGAUGGACAUGUAGCCGCCCUCAAGAAAAUCGAGCGCGAGGAAGCCGCAGGCACAUUUGAGUGCAAUGCCUACAACCUUGGUGCUGGAACAGGUUGCUCUGUCUUGGAUAUGGUGCAUGCGUUCAGUAAAGCCGUCGGACGGGAUUUGCCAUAUGUGAUCUCAGCCCGUCGCCUAGGUGAUGUGCCCAACCUGACUGCAGACCCCACGUUGGCCAACAAGGAGUUGAACUGGAAGGCCACCAAGACGUUGGAUGAGAUGUGUGCGGAUCUGUGGAGAUGGCAACGCAACAACCCUAGUGGCUACAGGACUCAAAACUAG
Molecule: messenger RNA, 1074 nt
Organism: Gamsiella multidivaricata
Lineage: Eukaryota; Fungi; Mortierellomycota; Mortierellomycetes; Mortierellales; Mortierellaceae
Product: UDP-glucose 4-epimerase-like protein
Exons: 3
Coding region: 1-1074 (357 amino acids)
Biological process (GO): beta-D-galactose catabolic process via UDP-galactose, Leloir pathway
Cellular component (GO): cytosol
Molecular function (GO): UDP-glucose 4-epimerase activity
Source: RefSeq, a predicted model, not a curated record